Ahaetulla prasina is the source of this 4874-nucleotide messenger RNA. RefSeq names its product synaptotagmin-like protein 2. NCBI's taxonomy places the organism in Eukaryota, Metazoa, Chordata, Lepidosauria, Squamata, Colubridae. The transcript has 17 exons. Gene Ontology annotation, cellular component: plasma membrane; exocytic vesicle. Bases 625 to 3570 code for a protein of 981 amino acids. The record is from RefSeq and is a predicted model, not a curated record. Gene Ontology annotation, molecular function: small GTPase binding; neurexin family protein binding. Gene Ontology annotation, biological process: intracellular protein transport; exocytosis.
ACCUCUGCCAGGGAGCGCCGGGUCAGCUGUGGGCGAACGCCCGGGCGGGCAGGCUGGCUGGCUGGCAGGCAGGCAGGCAGGCAGGGCGCGUCGCAGGGAACCGCUGGUGGCAGCAGCUGGUGGCUGCCCUCCUUCUUCCAGGGCUGGAAGGGGACGAGGGACUCUUGCUGCGGAACCCCCGCCGGCCCUCCGGACAGCACCCCCAGGCAUGAGAAAACUGGACUGGCAGACUUCUUUGAUGGAAGGCAACUGAUACUGGAAUGUUCUCCAAUGUGCUAUUGAAACCCUUUGCAACACUCACCAUUGAGUGAACCAUUUGGACCACUCAUGCAAAUGGCUCACACUUCCCCCCUUCCCACUUUCACUCAGACCAAGAAGAGUAGGAAGACUUUCAUGGAGAAACAUUUUCAUCGUUUCACCAACCAGCUCUGAGGGUGUCCUGGUCAGAUUCAGGCUUUGCAGCACCAACCGGACCCUCCAAAAGGUCCUUCUGCCAGGCAGCCUAGCCUGAAUUCUUGGCACUUGUCUCUUCAGACAGCUUCCGUGUCGAUGACCAGCUCACUGGUCUAGUUGUACAUCUGAAGUGCCGGCCUUUGGACUGGAUUGUGGAACAUCAAAGGGAAGAUGCUGGACCUCAGUUUUCUGACCGAGGAAGAGUACAGCAAGCUGAUGAGAGUGCUGCAGAGGGAUGCAGAGCUCAAGAAAAAGGACAGUGAUCGGAUCAGGCGAUUGCAAGAUUCGCUGAGGGAUGAAAAGAAGAAGAAGUUUGUGACGGGCGAAUGGUUCCACGAAGCGAAGGCCCAGCGAUUCCGAGAAGAUUUAGAAGGCUCAGAUCUACUGCGAGCUUCGAUUAGGAAAAAAAACAGCCAUUCUGACGGUACAGAUAAUGAACUCAUCCCCCAAAUCGCGGAAGGUGGACAGGCGGUGUUGCCCACAGAUGUAGCUGUUUUGUCUUCGCCUCUCUCAAAAGAAGGAAGGUUGUGUGAACCUGGUUCGAAUUGUGCAGAACGGCAACUAGUCAAGUCAAAACCAAGAGUGAAACUGUCGACCCGACCCUCAUCUUUAGAAAAGAAAUCCAGUGUAGAAGAUAUAUCUCCAGCAGACAGUGGCAUUGUGGUCAGUCCAUUUGCAGCAACAAGGGAAAACUCAGAAGUUGGGUUUGAGCUCUCACCAGGUAGCUCCACCAAGCUUCUUGAUGAGUUCUCUUACUCAGUGGGAGAUUGUGUUACUAAAGUUGCGGAAGAUAUCCCUGAUGGUGUUAAAGAACUCGGAGGAUUUCAACCAGCUCUGCAAAGAGAAGUCAACCCACCUAGCAGAAUACCAGUUAACAGAAAAUCAAGCAAACCAUUAUUCUCUCCCAACUUCACCAACAGUGACGGAGCUAAAAAAUCUGGGCUGGGUUUAGAGAAGACACAAGUCUUGAAGAGUUUCAAAUUUCCACCUGCAGGAGAGGAAAAUGGUCCUCCACUGAUUCCGGAUGCCAAUCGCAUUAUCAUUUCAUCUGUCAAUACCAAGGAUGACGAAAUUGGUGUCGAUCAUGCACACUUCAAGAACUUGAAAAACUUUUGGGAGAAAGGAGGCGAGUCUCUCUUGGCUAACGAUACAGUGGAAAAAUCAGUGGAAAAAGCCAACCCCAUAGCUGUCAAUGGGAGGCCAUCCAGACUGAACCAAUCUCUCUCAGCCCAGUCCAGUCAAGGCCAGACCAGUGACGACAAGCUUAGUUCCAACAUGAACACUAAAACCAGAAUCGUCUGCAACAGAUCAGUGACCUUGUCUUCCAGUGAAGAUGAGCCCGUUUAUACCAGCCCACCAAGGAAAGGAUCAGGCUCCUACAUCCCCAGAUCAUCCUAUGGCAGACGCAAAGGUUCAAUGGGAAGUCGGAACCAUCUAAGUGAGGGUAAUGGGAAACAGUCUUCAGUAGAAGAAGAAAGGAAAGUCCAGCGUUCCACCAAGAGAUCAAAAUUGCCUAUUUGGGUACCUUCGGUCAAAAUAGAGACGCCCAUCAAAGGACAGACAGGGAUCAUAUAUGAGCCAGAGAUUCCUGCUGAUGAGUUUGUCAUGAUCGAAGAAAACAAACGCAAGAUGGAUUCCUUGGCAGGAAGGGUUCAGAUCUUGAUUGAAUCCGUACCAUCGGAGGAGAUGGAUCCAGAGGAUGAUGUUGUAGGAAGAUGUCCUGAUUUGGACAAUCUGGAAACAAAGGAGAUCCUGCAUGAAGCUGAACUCUGUAGUUUUAUGGAGGACCUUCCAGAAAAUGAAGUGGAUGAUGAAAAUCAAGAUACUCAAGAAGUGGAUAAUUAUGUGCCUUCAGAAGGCGAGAUCCCUCCUGCCCCUGUUUUCAAGAAAAUAAGACGCACCAAUGGCUGCAAUCUUGCAAAAAGCAUGGUCAACCUUUACACAACCACUGAAACUUACACCAAGCCUCAGGUGUUGAGUCAUCAGUAUCUUGAGCCUGAAAGAGCCAAAGAGCUCAGCAGAUCCUCUCCUUUUCUCCUCUCUGAGACAGAAUCAGACACAGCUUCAGAAAUCAGCUUCCAGUUCAACAGGCCCAAGAAGACAUCAAGUGUGGGCAGCCAUUCCUCUGAUAUGGCGUCUGUUUCUUCGGUGAGUGGCAGUGUCUUGAGUGUGUACAGUGGUGAUUUUGGGAGUGUCGAUGCCCAGGGGUUGGUCCAGUUUGCCUUGGAUUAUGAUGAGAAGAACCAAGAAUUCCAAAUUUUUGUUUCCCAGUGCAAAGAUUUGGCAAUUGUGGAUGAAAAGAAAGGAAGGACAGACCCGUACGUGAAAACAUACCUGCUUCCAGAUAAGGCAAGGAUGGGCAAGAGAAAAACAUCAGUGAAGAAAAGAACAAUCAGCCCCGUUUAUAACGAGGUGUUGCGGUAUAAAAUACAGAAAAUGGUUUUGCUGAUUCAAAAGUUGAACCUGUCUGUGUGGCACAACGAUCCCUUGGGAAGGAACAGUUUCUUAGGCGAGAUGGAAAUUGACUUGGCCAGCUGGGACUGGAGAAACAAUAAAUUAAACUGGUACAUGCUCAAACCACGGAGCCUCUCCGCCAUCAAUGGCGUUGACCAUCGAGGGGUGAUGAAUCUUUCCAUCAAAUACGUGCCACCAGGAAGUCUAGCAGGCCGCAAAAAUCCCCCAUCUGGAGAGGUUCAUAUCUGGGUGAAGGAUACCAAAGAUCUCCCACAGUUACGCCCUUCUGGAGUAGAUUCCUUUGUGAAAUGCUACGUGCUUCCAGACACCAGCAAGAAAAGUUAUCAAAAAACCCGAAUUGUCAAGAGAGACUCCAACCCUGUCUUCAACCACACCAUUGUAUAUGAUGGAUUUCACACGGAAGACCUGAAGGAUGCCUGCGUGGAACUGACGGUCUGGGAUCAUGAAAAAUUGACGAAUCACUUUCUCGGAGGGAUCCGACUAGGACUCGGCACAGGCUUCAGCUAUGGAAUUGCUGUCGACUGGAUGGAUUCCACACAAGAGGAAGUAGCAUUCUGGCAGGAAAUGAUGUCGACGCCCAAUGAAUGGAUCGAAGGCUCACUCCUCUUGCGCUCCUUGGCUGGGAAAAGCAAGUUGAAGUGACACUUCUGCGGUUCAGCUACGUGGCAGGGAGAACAUGCAGAGGCCAGGUGUGGUUUGUUGUCAGGUACAUAAGAAUGCAUAAGCUACUUCAAGGGAGCCAAAAAUUAAGGACGCCACUGAGCCAAAGAAAGAUUUCAAGAGGAAAGGUGCAGGCAUCACACCUCGCUUCAACUCAUAAGGCAGGGAAGAGCUACACCAUACCUCAGUGGUACAGAUGUUCUUUGACUUAAAGAGCCAGGAGGCAGGGCUGAAGAGGUGGAGAUGGGGGAUGGGGGUGUUAAAUUACUAAUGCAACCACUUUUUGCUUUUCUGCACAUGUGAAACUGAACUAAAAUUGCGGGUAGCAAAAGCCUCCACCAACAAACUCGCUAUGCACCUCUUAAAAACUUUCCACUGGGAUGAAACUGUUGGAGACGAAUGACUUUUUUCCAAGCUAAAGAAGGAGACCAUGUCUAGGUGAUGCUCUCAAGCACCUGGAUGGGAUCAUGGACUUUUAACAAACCCUUUAAGGUCUUCUAGGUCAACCCUGCUCAUUGGAAGAAUCAAGAUUAUAGUGUUCCUGACAGAUGGCUGUCUAGCCUCACCUUGGACAGCUCCAACAAAUGGUGAGGUCUCUUGGUCAUUCUUUCUGCUGCUCUUUACUGUUAUGAAACUUGUUCUGAAAUUCAGUCAAGCCUCUGCCUGCUAUGAUUUCCUGUCUAACUCUUUGGAACCCAAGAGAACAAGCCAGUCAUCUGUCAAAGCUUCUGGCAAUUGGUGAACACUUGCCUUUUGGUAAGUGAGUGAAGGGAUAAUACGACGUAUGUGACAGAGGAACUUGGAGAGUUAAACAGAACUUGUAGACUUUUCAGUUUUAUUUAAGAGGAUUUUAACUUUCCACUUGCCAUUUAAAUCAGUACAUUCCUUUUCAGCAUGAUUUCAAAGCUAAAGGUAGCAUUUUAUCAGCCUGGUGGUUUUUUUUUAAUGCAUUGGCUGUGAUAAAUCUGCUCAUUGUGAGCUGGAAACUCUUUUUAAUGAAUGGCUGGUCAGCCUCUGCUGGCCCUUAUUUUUAAGCAUACUUUUAAAACAACACUUCAUGCUCUAUGUUUACUAUACCUCUCCAUAAUACAACCCCGUAUUAUGAACUGUGGUUAUCUAAAAAGACUGUUCUUGGGAUAAUACUUUAUGUAACUUGAUGAAAUGGACUACGGUCCAUACAACGUCAUGCCAUAAUAAAUGUGUUAGUCUUUAAGAUGACACCAAGUGUCUUGGUAUAUAUCAAUGAAUAUUCAAUCAUCCAGGCCAAAGAUGUUAAAUAGCUGAUA